This is a messenger RNA of Sphaerodactylus townsendi, 2373 nucleotides long. RefSeq names its product kinesin family member C1 (gene KIFC1). The coding region runs from base 252 to 2225 and encodes 657 amino acids. Lineage: Eukaryota; Metazoa; Chordata; Lepidosauria; Squamata; Sphaerodactylidae. Gene Ontology annotation, biological process: microtubule-based movement. The record is from RefSeq and is a predicted model, not a curated record. Gene Ontology annotation, molecular function: microtubule motor activity; ATP binding; microtubule binding. The transcript has 18 exons.
CUCCCUCCCUCGGGGCAUGUGCAGAGUCCUCGGCUGCCUGGAUUGGCUAUAAAGGAGGGGCGAGUCAGCUGCCUUCAAGCCGUCCCGCUUAGCGAGGGGGGGUCCUACUGAGUCCGACGCCCCCCUCACCCGGCCUGGCCUACCUCACCGGGUUGUCGGCGAGGGCGGUGGGGCGGCCUCAGUCACAGGAAGCCUCCCCCUUAUAGCACAGGUCAUUGGAAGCGGCUCCGGACAGGCUUCAGUCCAGCAGGAUGGCGGAAGACCCGUUUCCCUUGCCCCUUACAGAACAGAAGGCAAACGUGGAUGGUGCGCGACAACCCCAGCUGAAGCCCACCUCCCGUCUUCCUGUGGCUGGUUUGCGGCCAAAGCGCCCGGCCACCUGUGAGAAUGAACCCCCCAGAGAGAACUGGAAACGUCCCCGGGAAUCACUUGCUCCUCCCAGAAGAGGGGCUGCCUCACUUGCCAUCUCCCAGCCCAAAGUGGCCCCAGCUGCCCCUGUGCUCCGUGGUCGGCGUGGGCCUGGUUGUCACUCAACUUCUCGAGCAGGAAGAGCCGUGGGAGUGGCUUCCACGGCAGGGCUCAGCCGGCGUCCGGUGCCUGCAGCCGCAGCUCUGAAAUCAGCACCCAAAGGUCCUCCCGCAGGGGGCGGAGAGAAGAAGCGGGCUCCCUGGGACCUAAAAGGGCAGCUGAGUGACCUCCGGACCAAAUUGAGCGCUUCCAAGGAAACUAUUCAGGGCUUGGACCUUGAGAAGAGAGCACUGAAGAAGGAGCUCCAGCAGGCCGUGGCUCAGAACAGCGAGCUGGGCUCCCAAGCAAGCUCCCUGUCUGUGGAGGUGGAAGUGUGGCAGGGCCGGGCAAAAGAGAGUCUUCAGCGACUGUCAGAGCUCUUGGCCAGAGAGAAGCAGUUGCAGGAGACUGUGAGGAGACAAGAGCAGGAGAUCGAGGAGCUGCAAGAGGCCACGCAGGCCCUGCAAGAGGCCAAACAGGGCCUGGCUGCCCAGCUUGGCACCACAGAGGCACGGCUGCGCCUCGCUGAGGAGACUCUGGCCCGACGAGGGCAGGAGAACGAGGCCUUGCGGUCCCGAGUGGCGGAGCAAGACAAGCGGCUGCACGACUCCGAAAUGGAGCGCCGGCACCUGCACAACGUGGUGCAAGAGCUGAAGGGCAACAUCCGGGUCUUCUGCCGCGUGCGCCCGCUGCUGCCGUGCGAGAAGCAAGCCCAGAAGGGGGCGGGGCACCUGCGCUUCCCUCCCGAGGACAACAAGAGCCUUCUGCUCUGCAAGGCGGAAGAGUCCCACGUCGGGCGUGAGCACAAGGAUGACAUCACUUAUGAGUUCAACUUUGACCGGGUCUUCCCCCCCUCGAGUCUGCAGGAAGAUGUGUUUGAAGAGAUUGCGCUACUGGUGCAGUCUGCCCUGGACGGGUACAACGUGUGCAUCUUUGCCUACGGCCAGACGGGGAGCGGCAAGACCUACACCAUGGAGGGGCCGGAGGACCUGGCCCCAAGCACAGCUGGCAUGAUCCCCCGGGCCGUGCGGCAGAUCUUCCAAGCAUCCCACGAGAUGGAGGCAAAGGGCUGGAAGUACCAGUUCACAGCCAACUUCCUGGAGAUCUACAACGAGUCUCUGCGGGACCUACUGGUGCUGCGGCCGGAGCGGAGCCCUGAGCUGGAGAUCAAGCGGGUGAACCAGAGCACGGAGGAGCUGCACAUCCCCAACCUGUCCUACGUCCCGGUCACCUCGGAGCAGGAGGUGCUGAAGCUGCUGCGGACGGCCAAAGCCAACCGGUCUGUGGCCAAAACCACGCUCAACGAGCGGUCCUCCCGGAGCCACAGCCUCUUCCAGCUCCACAUCGAGGGAGAGAACGCCAGCCGGGAGGUGCGCACUUCCUCUGUGCUGAACCUGGUGGACCUGGCCGGCAGCGAGCGCCUGGAGAAAUCCAUGUCGAAGGGGGAGCGGCUGAAGGAGACCCAGGCCAUCAACAGCAGCCUCUCCAACCUGGGCCUGGUCAUCAUGGCCCUCAGCAACAAGGAAGCCCACGUGCCCUAUCGGAACAGCAAGCUCACCUACCUCCUCCAGAACUCGUUGGGGGGCAGCUCCAAGAUGUUGAUGUUUGUGAAUAUCUCGCCCUUGGAGGAGAACUUUGCAGAAUCCCUCAACUCCCUCCGUUUUGCCAGAAAAGUGAACGAGUGCGUCAUUGGCACAGCACAAACCAACCGUAAAUGAGGGUCUCUGGAUCCCAUCCAUCAGCAGGCGGCUGUGCCACACCCACCGAGGCAGCGGCCUGGUUUCCCUCCUUUUUAAGUCUGUCUCUCCUUUUUCUUGUUUCUACUGUUGCAUAUAUUAAUCAUUAAACUUUUGAAAUCAGCAACAA